Penicillium verhagenii is the source of this 3540-nucleotide messenger RNA. Its product is annotated as cohesin subunit IRR1. NCBI's taxonomy places the organism in Eukaryota, Fungi, Ascomycota, Eurotiomycetes, Eurotiales, Aspergillaceae. The coding region runs from base 1 to 3540 and encodes 1179 amino acids. The transcript is spliced from 2 exons. Gene Ontology annotation, biological process: sister chromatid cohesion. Gene Ontology annotation, molecular function: chromatin binding. The record is from RefSeq and is a predicted model, not a curated record. Gene Ontology annotation, cellular component: nucleus; chromatin; cohesin complex.
AUGGAAGUGGAUAGCCCCAGCAAUCCGUCAUCUACUCCCGCGGAGGACCGGCGCAAAUCUGGUCGAAUGACACGGCGACCAGAUGUAUUCUCGCAAAGCACACAUUCCCACCAUGAAAUGAAUGCUAGUGGAAAGCGAAAGAGGGGGGACGCGCAAAACGCCGACGAUGGUGAUAAUGUGUCAUCCGGAUCGGAGAGCGAAGACGCGAUUGAGGACUUUACCGACGAGGAGGUGUUUAAAGAAAGGAAACGCAUCGCUCGCAAGCCAGGAUCGAAGAAAACAGCAUCAAAGAAUACAUCACGCGCUGCAAAGAAACCGAAGGUGGCAGGCAACGGGGUGAGAAGACAACUCGCCUUCCGACCUGCCGCCCUCAAUGGCCGACUUCCGACCUCGCGUCCUCGCAAACCGCAAGUACGACCUAGCCUAGCGGCAGGUGAGAGUGGACUUUAUGCUGAGGUCUUUGGCAAGAGCAACAACGCCGAUAUGGUAGCCGCGCAGUUCCUAAAUCUAUACCAGCGCAACAGUGGAACAGCGAUUCGAGACCUCGUCAACUUCGUAAUCAGAUGCACAGGGUCUGAUCUGGAAAUCACUGUAGAGGAUGUGGAUGACGUGGACCAUGCGUUCGAUCGAGUCGUGGAUUUACAGAGCCUCUACCAGGCGGAAGGGUUCACCGAGUACCCACUGAUUUCCCGAGUGAAGAAGUAUCGGGCUUUUCAACCCGUUCUAGAGGAGUUCACGGCGGCACUCAUUCAAACAUUCCACCACUCAUCGCUCCUGUACACUGAUGCGUCCCUCAUGGAAAACAUCCAAAUUUGGCUUUCCUCUAUGUCUACUGGAAGCUGUCGCCCAUUUAGGCAUACGUCAACUGUCAUCUGUUUAACAAUGAUGAACGCCCUGUGUGAUAUCGCGCGAGAGGUUACAACAUCCUUGUCGACUUCGCGCAAACAGCUCGAAAGCGAGAAGAAGAAGAAAUCCGUGAACAAGGGCAGGGUAGAAGCGAUUAAAAGGGCCAUUUCGGAGGGAGAAGAGAAGGCAGAAAAAUUGGACGAGCUGCUGGAGGACGGCUUUGACACUGUUUUUGUCCAUCGCUACCGAGAUGUCGACGGUAAUAUCCGCGCCGAGUGUAUGGCAGCCAUGGGUAGAUGGAUUCGUACUUAUCGGGAGUACUUCUUUGAGGGUCAAUAUCUGCGAUAUAUCGGAUGGACUCUUGCCGAUGUUAUUCCGAGUACCCGGAUGAUGGCAUUGUCGCAACUACUCCCCCUUUACGAGAACAAGGAAAACAUCGGUGUUCUUCAUUCUUUCACUGAACGUUUUCGUCAACGCAUUGUUGAGAUUGCGGUUCAGGAUGCCGAAAUCACAGUGCGCAUCGCCGCCGUUGAGCUAUUGAUCCAUCUUCAAGUUGGAGGAUUACUUGAACCGGCUGAUAUCGACUCAAUUGGACGGUUGGUCUUCGAUGUUGACCCUCGAAUCCGGAAAACUGCAGGCCAGUUCUUUACUGCAAAUGUUCAGGAUACAGUCGAUUCGAUGACAGAGGAGGUGGAGGAUGAACUUAACGAAAUGUUCCCCGACGACGACGAGGACGACUACGAGUCACCCAAGCGCUCAUGGAUCAAGUUCAAGUGUCUAGCCGACAUUUUCCAGGCAUAUGAUGCAGAGGAGAUUGAACAAUCAGAAGUUCCCACUAUCCCCCGGGGCGUGCUUUCGGGAGCCCCGGCGGACUCACGGUUUGUUUUGGCUACUGAAGCGAUUUACCCCCACAUGGAGGAGCUCUCCCAGUGGCAAUCUCUGGCUGGGUAUCUGCUUUAUGACCACUCCCAAAUAAUCGAUCCGUCUGAGGAUGAUACAGCAGGAAUCGUUCGAAAGUUGUACAAGAUGCAGGAAGGGCUGGAAUCGGUUCUCCUCGAAAUUCUCUGUGCCGCCGUCAAACUCAGGGUCCUUGAGAUUGCGAAGUCGGAUAUUGACAAACGAGGGCGCAAGGUCAAGGCGUUGACGGCUAAGAUUCCCGAGCUCCAGGAAGAGAUCUCCCACAAUCUUGCUCAAAUCAUCCCCCAACUUCUCAAUAAAUUCGGAUCCUCUCCGGAAGCCGCAUCUGCUGUUCUAAGACUGGAGCACUUGGUAGAUCUCGAUACUAUUCAAGAUCUUCAGAAAAACGCCACAGCCUAUUCCUCUUUGCUCAACGAUAUUAACCGGCAAUUCUUGACCCACUCAGACCAAGAUGUCUUGGCAGAAGCGAGUUUGGCCUUUUUGCAUGCUAAAAGCUCCGAGGAGAUGCGGGAAGCACUCGAGGGCAAGGUUCAAGAACUGUGGGAUGAUCUUGUGGAGACCCUCGGGGCUUUGUCUCGCAAGAAGGACGUCCAGAAUGGCAGCACCAUUAACGACCCAACUUUGACCGAACUCGCCAACGCCGUGGCACGCAUCUCAAACCUUGCUGGUAUCACAGACAGCAGUGCGAUUCUUGAAACAGUGCCUACCUCGACUUCAAAGUCCAAGAAAGACCAACCCGAAGCUCCCUUCAACACUCUUAUUCAUCUCACCCUACGUGGUGUCCGUGAACAAGAUGAAGAUGAAGACGUUGCCAAAGCAGAGUCUGAGCUCAUCACUCACAGCAUUAACACGUUGUUGUUCUACUUUAUGUGGAAAGUACAGGCCCUAUCAUCUGCCCUGAAUGAGGGCAGCACCUCUUUCAACACUUCUUACUUUGAAUCACUUACAAAAAGUCGUGAGACAUUUGCAUCGUCACUUCUACAAAUCAUAGAGAAGCGGUCCGGUCUUGAUGAUAUACGCUUUGUCGCGACUACCACCUAUCUUGACCUCCAAACCCUUUUCAGCACGCUUCGCAAUAUAGGUCAAGGCAUCGGCAAUGACGAGGACGUUAUCUUCCAAACUCAAAGUCUGGUGCAUGAAGCCUCGCCAGAGGCGCAGGCUCUCGUCAUGAAGGUCCAUGGCAUUGCUGAACGCACUUUUGCCAAGAAAAGUGGCGAAAAUUUUGAGCUCGCCGAGGACGACGAGCCAGAAUCCGAAGAUGAGCCUGAGGAUGAUGACAACGAUUCUGAGGACGAGGCGGUAAUCAACGAGCGACUUCGUGGCAGUAUCAUUGCCGAGCAACGUUUAUGCGAAUUGACCGGCAAGAUCGUCUUGGCUAUUAUCGGCCGUGUAAUCGAUGCUUCUGGUUCAAAACGUGGCACAUUGAAGAAGCGCUUGCUCCGCAACAAGAAUUCACUUGGCCCGAAUUACCGUGGGGUAUUGUCAUAUCUGGAAGAGCGGAAGCCUCGGAGCGCACCCCGCAGCAAGGGUAAGCAGCCUGUCAAGACAGCUGCUGAGGGACUAACAACUGGUGGCCCUGGAGGCAAAGAUUUCAAGUCCACCGAGCAUGUGAAUGAUGAAGAUAGUGACCAGGAUAGCCCCGCGGAAGAGGACGACGAAGAAGACCUGCGUGCUCGUGGCCUUGUGGAGGAAGACAUUGACCACGAGGAUGCUGAGAAGGAGGAGUUGAAUGAUGGCACACCUGAGCCGGAUGAGGAUGAUGUUAUGGGUGAUUAA